AUGGUUGUCAAGCGAGAUUCUUUGUCCUGGACCGACUCGUCGGGGAAUAUAUACCACUACUACCAAAGGCCCAUGCUCAACGGUGUUAUCUUCAUCCUUUUGCAGGAGUUCUGUGAGCGCCUAGCUUUUUUCGGGAUAACGCCCAACGCCCAGACUUUCUUCAAGGAGUACUUGAACUACACUGACGCUGAAGCUAACUCCUAUAUAGCAACGUUCCAGGCAAUCCUUUAUGUCACACCGCUUUUCGCCGCGGUGCUUUCUGACACCAUCUUGGGUGUGUAUGUUACCAUUUUGUCCUUUUCUGUCGUGUAUAUGAUAGGUCUGAUCUUACUUCUUUUAUCGACGGUCAAGAGCAUCAGUGCACCGUGGAUGAUCCAUUUGUCUGUGCUCGUUCUCAUCACUCUCGGUGGUGGCGGUAUUAAGAGCUGCGUGAAUGUCAUGGGUGCGCAUCAGUUCCACCCCGACUAUCACAAAGAAAGCCUCACUAGCUACUAUACCUACUUCUAUGCGGCUAUCAAUGUCGGCUCGCUGAUCGGAG
Perkinsus marinus ATCC 50983 is the source of this 538-nucleotide messenger RNA. RefSeq lists its product as hypothetical. The transcript has a single exon. Gene Ontology annotation, biological process: transmembrane transport; oligopeptide transport. Gene Ontology annotation, molecular function: transmembrane transporter activity. Gene Ontology annotation, cellular component: membrane. The annotation marks the transcript as partial. The record is from RefSeq and is a predicted model, not a curated record. NCBI's taxonomy places the organism in Eukaryota, Perkinsozoa, Perkinsida, Perkinsidae.